AUAUUUUAGUUAAAAAGACAAUUAUGGAAACAGAAGUGGACAAGAACACGGAGAUUUCUUUUGAAAGCGUUGAAACCCGAUUUCCGUUGCAAACUGUUGAAGAAUUGAUGGAGGUGGAGGAGAUCUUGAAACAUCAUGAUUCCCAACAUAAUGCUGCAAUACGCGCGUAUAUCAAAACUAUCGGAGGAACUGACGUCACUGAUGCCGUAAAGAGAAUAUUAUGUAAAAUAUUCUCAAACAAAUUGGCGGAGAAGUACAAUUGGCAGGGUCGAUGCGAAAAGGAACCACUGCGUAAAUUGGAACUAAUAAAAGUGAUUUUCAGUAAGUACUACGUAGCAGUAUUUAUACGCAAAAGGUUUUGUAAACAAGUAAGAAAUGCAAGCUUUUGAUAAAUUUUUAAGUUCCAAUUCUAGAUAUAACAAUUUAUCGUUUUGCUCAAUUUUAGUUUUCAUCUUAACUAAAUAUUAUUGCCAAUUUUUACAUUAUAAGAAGUUUAUAAUUAUUCAAUGAAAUACGAUGCACUGUAUUUAUAUUUAAAAAAAAUAUUAAAAUGAGGAAAAUGUUUGCAGGCUGCGUACUUCGGAA
Molecule: messenger RNA, 585 nt
Organism: Vollenhovia emeryi
Lineage: Eukaryota; Metazoa; Arthropoda; Insecta; Hymenoptera; Formicidae
Exons: 2
Coding region: 24-389 (121 amino acids)
Source: RefSeq, a predicted model, not a curated record